CGUCCUUCCGGUGCGGCGCCAUCUGCGGAGCGGGCGGGGAGCGCCGGGGCCGGGGUCGGAUCCGCGUCCAUCGUUGGCUGCGCUGAGCGCUCCGUCCCGCAGCCAUGGCGAUCCGGUACCCCAUGGCCGUGGGCCUCAACAAGGGCUACAAGGUGACCAAGAACGUGUCCAAGCCCCGGCAGUGCCGCCGCCGCGGGCGUCUGACCAAACACACCAAGUUUGUGCGAGACAUGAUCAGGGAAGUCUGCGGCUUUGCGCCCUAUGAGAGACGUGCCAUGGAAUUGCUGAAGGUUUCCAAGGAUAAACGUGCUCUGAAGUUCAUCAAGAAACGGGUCGGCACUCACAUCCGGGCUAAGCGGAAGAGGGAAGAGCUCAGCAAUGUCCUGGCAGCCAUGAGGAAAGCUGCUGCAAAGAAGGACUGAGUUCCACAAUCUCUAAUUCAAUAAAGUCCUUUCUUACCAGA
This is a messenger RNA of Pezoporus flaviventris, 463 nucleotides long. RefSeq names its product ribosomal protein L36 (gene RPL36). Gene Ontology annotation, molecular function: structural constituent of ribosome. Gene Ontology annotation, cellular component: cytosolic large ribosomal subunit; ribosome. Gene Ontology annotation, biological process: cytoplasmic translation. The transcript is spliced from 3 exons. Bases 105 to 422 code for a protein of 105 amino acids. The record is from RefSeq and is a predicted model, not a curated record. NCBI's taxonomy places the organism in Eukaryota, Metazoa, Chordata, Aves, Psittaciformes, Psittacidae.